CCUUGCCCGGCCCGCACCACAAGAUAAACUAGCUGACUGACUGACCGAGGAGUAAUAAUUACUGAUAGCUUCGUUAAACCCCUGAAAUCAAAAACCCUAAUCGAGAAAAUGGUGAUAAACCCACAGAAGCUCCUCUCUCUCCAAUCUUCAACGAGGUAUGUUUAUGUCAAUCCCAUUUCAAUCUCUCUCGCGACUAGUAAUUUCCUACUUCACUCUUGCUCACUCCAUUCAAAUCAGUCCACUGUAAAUUACAAUGAUAUACAAACUGUAUAUAACAUCAUAUGCACCUCAACCAAUACGAAUGACAUGAAAAAAUCACUUAAAUCAACCCAAAUAUUUCUGUCAAAUGACUUAAUUGAUAGUGUGCUAAAAAAGGCUAGGUUUAGUCACUCAAACCCAAGAAUUACAUUGGAUUUUUUCAAUUUAACUGCGCAGCGAAGAGGGUUUUUUCAUACUUCGUAUUCAGUUGAUACUAUGUUGUAUAUCUUGGGUAGAAAUAGGAGGUUUAGGGAAAUUUGGGAGGUUUUGGGGGAGAUUAAGAAAAAAGAUCAGUCUUUGAUUACACCGAGGACGGUUAUGGUUGUUUUGGGCCGGGUUGCGAAAAUUUGUUCAGUUAAGUUUACGGUUGAAAUGUUUAAGAAGUUUAGGAGGAUUGUUCCUGUGUUUGGGACAGAGUGUUAUAAUGGCUUGUUGAGGACUUUGUGUCAAGAAAAGAGUAUGAUCGACGCGAGGAAUGUGUAUCAUUCGUUGAAACACGAGUUUAAGCCGGAUUUGCAGACUUUUAAUAUAUUGUUGUCAGGGUGGAAGUCACCGGAGGAAGCGGAGAGUUUUUUUGGAGAGAUGCAAGGGUUGGGGGUAAAGCCGGAUGUUGUUUCGUAUAAUUGCUUGAUUGAUGUUUUUUGUAAGGGUAGAGAAGUUGAAAAGGCGUUUAAGGUGGUAGAUAAAAUGAGAGAGGAGGAUAUUGCACCGGAUGUGAUAUCAUAUACCAGUUUGAUCGGGGGUUUGGGGUUAGUUGGACAGCCGGAUAAAGCUAGAGAUCUUUUGAAGGGAAUGCAAGAGUAUGGAUGUUAUCCUGAUGUUGCUGCCUAUAAUGCUGUAAUUAGGAAUUAUUGUAUUGCAAAGAGGCUUGGUGAAGCUUAUAAAUUGUUGGAUGAAAUGGAGGGCAAAGGCUUGGACCCGAAUGCCACUACGUACAAUGUAAUCUUAAGGUCUUUAUAUUGGACUUUUGAUUUGAGAUCUUCUUGGAAUCUGUAUGAUAGAAUGAGGAGAACUGGAUGUAUGCCCAACACACAAUCUUGUAUGUUUCUGAUCAGGUUGAUUAAAAGGGAGGAGAAGGUUGAGCUAGCUCUUGAGCUAUGGGAUGACAUGGUGGAAAAGGGUUUCGGAUCCUACACCUUGGUUUCUGAUGUGUUGUUUGAUUUGCUUUGCGAUUGGGGGAAGCUAGUGGAAGCAGAGAGGUGUUUUUUGCAAAUGGUAGAGAAGGGGCAGAAGCCAAGCAACACUUCAUUCAGGAGGAUCAAGGUGCUUAUGGAAUUAACUAAUAAGCACGAUGCCCUUCAGAAUUUAUCAGCAAAAAUGGCUUCUUUUGGUACAUCAGUCCAAGUCUCUUUAGAUAAGCGUCCUUUAAAAGCAUAGAAUCUGACUUUAGUAGAUUAAGUUCAGAUGCAUGUAAUAUAAUCAUUGUCUUUGACAAAGCUCUGCAAAUGCACCUGGUUGAGGAGGAUGAAUUGGUUUCUGAUGUGAUGCUCAGGUAUCUGUAUCAUAGUAGAUGAUUUGCAUGUAUUGGACUCGGCUCUGACCUUGCACGUAAAGUCAAUUUCUUGUAAGCGGAAUUUUUGCAUGAAUGAAUCAAAUACUGAAUGGCAUGCAACUUUAUUCCAUCAAUCAAAUGUUAUAUAUAAUUACUUCCAACUUGCGAGAACAUGGAGAUAUUAUGUCAAGGCUAGUCUGUUGCUUGCAACAGAGCAUCAAAGAGCUUUCAUAAACCACAUUCUUUAUGUUGGUGUACCUAAUAUAUGUUUAUAGAAAAUGGAAUUGUUUGAAAGUUUUAUCAACUUU
Messenger RNA from Daucus carota subsp. sativus, 2058 nucleotides. RefSeq names its product putative pentatricopeptide repeat-containing protein At1g02420. The record is from RefSeq and is a predicted model, not a curated record. The transcript has a single exon. Gene Ontology annotation, molecular function: mRNA binding; protein binding. Lineage: Eukaryota; Viridiplantae; Streptophyta; Magnoliopsida; Apiales; Apiaceae. The coding region runs from base 109 to 1635 and encodes 508 amino acids.